GGACAGCAGCUGCUCCUUCCAGGCUUGGUGUGCUCCCGGUGCUCAGUGCAGGGACCUUCUAGCAUGCUCCUCCAGCCAGGCCACUCAGCGGGUGCCAGCAGUGGCCGCUCGGGGCCGGGGACACCAGGCUGACCCUACAGCGACUGGCUCUGGACCUGCCAAGCAGGAAUUGUGUUGGAACCGACCUUCCUCUCUCCAGCGUGCUGGGAUCUUUGCAGCAGCCCAUGCCGCAGCGCCUCGCCCGUUCCACCCGAGCUGCCCAUGCCACUGGCUUGGACCUAACCUAGGCUCAGUCUCAGCGUGGCCUGGGCAGGGGGGAACCAUGGGGAGCUCUGCCUCAUCGCUGGCCGCAGAGACGGAGUCGGACCAUGGCUUCAGUAGCUCGCCCUACCCGGGGCACCCGGCCGUGGGCUGGUAUAGGAGCAGUCCCGGUGGCCCCGUGUGGGAAAGUGCCCUCAUAACGCGGCAGCACCAGCACUUACAGCACCGGCUGCGAAGCCACUCCCACUCUCCCGGCUCCAUGGCUGCUGUCCGUGAGUGGUCCUGCACGCGCUGCACCUUCCUGAACCCCGUGGGCCAGCGGCAGUGCUCCAUCUGCGAGGCUCCCCGCCAGAAACCCGACCUCAACCACAUCCUGCGGCUCAGCGUGGAGGAACAGAAAUGGGCCUGUGCCCGCUGCACCUUCAGGAACUUUCUGGGCAAGGAAACCUGUGAGGUGUGUGGCUUCACCCCAGAGCCGGGACCCGGUGGCUCCCCCUUGCCCGUCAUCAACGGCAUCUUGCCCAAGCCUGCCGUGCUGGUGGAGCCCAAGGGCACAUGCAAGGAGGAGGCUGCCAAGGCAGAAAGCAGCAGCGAGGACUCAGAGGGGAAGAGCCCUGAUGAAGCAGAGCUGGAGAGCGGCUGGGCUUGCCAGCGCUGCACCCUGCACAACACGCCCGUGGCCAACUCCUGCUCCGCCUGUGGUGGCCCACGCAAGCUCUCCCUGCCCAAGAUCCCACCAGAGGCGCUGGUCGUCCCUGAAGUCAUCACCCCGGCCGGAUUCCACAUGGCCCCCUCCACCCCGCAGCCUUUAAUCUCCACAGAGAUCUCUGAUGGUGACGCCGUGGCCGCCCAGGGCCCAGUGGCUAUGGAACAAGAGGCCCAGAAGGUAGCAGCCUUCAGCCCCUUCUCCCCGGGGCUCCAGAACAACCCUGUGCCCCGAAGCCGGCGGGAGGUGCCCCCACAGCUGCAGAUGCCGGUCCCUGAAGGCUCCCAGCCCGCGCCUACGGGUGCCGUGGGGCAGAAGGGCUCUCCCCAAGGUCAGGCCAGGGCUGCCCCCACCACACGCUUCCCGGAGCUGCUGUCCAACAAACGGCUGAGCGUGCUGGAGGAGGAGAUGGAGGUCAGUCCGUCCCACUGGAAGUGCAGCUCCUGCUCCCUGCUCAACUCCGCUGGGGCCAGCAAGUGCGAGGUUUGCAGCACCCAGAAAGGCAGCGACACCAUCAACCUGGUGGGGGACUCGGUGAGGUUCACCCCGUGCAGCCCCUCCAGCCCUGACUUCACCACCUGGUCCUGUUCCAAGUGCACCCUCAAGAACCCCACGCAGGCCCAGAAGUGCAAGGUGUGCGGCUCCUCCAAGCUGCACGGCUUCCAGGAGCACGGGGCUCCGGGCGAGCCGGCCCCGCGCUGCCCCGACUGCGGCGCCUGCGACAGGGCCGGCUGCUCCUGCGGCACCAAGGCCCCGUCCGCCCGCAAGGUCGCCCGGCUCUUCCCCGCCCCGCUGCCCGGAGGGCAGGACAGGCCGGGCCAGUGGGCCUGUCCCGCCUGCACCCUGCUGAACGAGGUGAAGGCCAAGCACUGCGGCGCCUGCCACACCCCCCAGCAGUACGUGGCCCAGCACAAGGGCCUCAAGCCCCUCAAGAGGAGGGAGAGCAUGCACGUGGAGAAGAGGAGGCAAACAGAUGAGGGCGAGGCCAAAGCCCUGUGGGAAAACAUCGUGACCUUCUGCCGGGAGAACAAAGUCAAUUUUGUAGACGACAGUUUCCCCCCUGGGCCCAGGUCCGUGGGGUUCCCGGAAGGUGACAGUGUGCAGCAGCGGGUCAAGCAGUGGCUGCGGCCCCACGAGAUCAACUGCAGCAUCUUCAAGGAGCGCUCAGUGAAGUGGUCAGUGUUCCGCACCCCCCGGCCCUCGGACAUCCUGCAGGGACUGCUGGGGAACUGCUGGUUCCUGAGCGCCCUGGCCGUGCUGGCCGAGCGGCCCGAGCUGGUGGAGAGGGUGAUGAUCACCAGGACACUGUGCCCCGAGGGUGCCUACCAGGUGCGGCUGUGCAAGGACGGCACGUGGACCACGGUGCUGGUGGAUGACAUGCUGCCCUGCGACGAGUGCGGGUACCUGCUCUUCUCCCAGGCCCAGAGGAAGCAGUUGUGGGUGGCCCUCAUUGAGAAGGCGCUGGCCAAGCUGCACGGUUCGUACUUCGCCCUCCAGGCUGGGCGUGCCAUCGAAGGCCUGGCCACGCUCACAGGGGCCCCCUGCGAGAGCCUGAUGCUGCAGGUCAGCUCCACUAACCCUCGCGAGGAGCCCAUUGACACUGACCUCAUCUGGGCCAAAAUGCUGAGUUCUAAGGAGGCUGGGUUUCUCAUGGGUGCAUCCUGCGGCGGAGGCAACAUGAAGGUGGAUGAUGUGGCCUACGAGAGCAUGGGGCUCCGACCCCGGCACGCCUACUCCAUCCUGGACGUGCGGGAUGUCCAGGGCUUCAGGUUGCUGCGUCUCCGGAAUCCCUGGGGCCGCUUCUCCUGGAACGGCAGCUGGUCAGACGAGUGGCCGCACUGGCCGCUCCCCCUGCGCCACGACCUGAUGCCCCAUGGCAGCAGCGAGGGCGUCUUCUGGAUGGAGUACAGCGACUUCAUCAAGUAUUUUGACUCCGUGGAUAUCUGCAAGCUCCAUUCGGACUGGCACGAGGUGCGUGUGCAGGGAAUGUUCCCCAACAAGGCCAACGGGCCGGUGACGGUGACGUCGCUGACGGUGUUGGAGCGCGCAGCUCUGGAGUUUGCCCUUUUCCAGGAGGGCAGCAGGAGGUCAGACACGGUGGACAGCCACUUGCUGGACCUGUGCAUCAUGGUUUUCCGGGCCACCUUCACCAGUGGGAACAAGCUGAGCCUGGGCCGGCUGAUGGCCCACAGCAAACGAGCCGUCAAAAAGUUCGUCAACUGCGACGUGAUGCUGGAGCCGGGCGAAUACGCCGUCGUGUGCUGUGCCUUCAACCACUGGAGCGCUGCCCUGGCCGGCCCUGCUGCCCAGGCUUCCAGUCCCACCAGCAGCCGAGCAGCCACUGAUUACUCCAGCUACAUCCUGGCCAUCUACAGCUCCCGCCUGGUGAUGGUGGAGCAGGUGGAGGCGCAGCCCACCACGCUGGCAGAUGCCAUCAUCCUGCUGACCGAGAACAAGGGCGAGCGCCAUGAGGGCCGUGAGGGGAUGACCUGCUACUACCUGACCCACGGCUGGGCAGGGCUCAUCGUGGUGGUGGAGAACCGGCACCCCAAGUCCUACCUGCACGUUCAGUGCGACUGCACCGACAGCUUCAACGUGGUGUCCACACGCGGCAGCCUCAAGACGCAGGACAGUGUCCCCCCCCUGCACAGGCAGGUGUUGGUGAUCCUGUCCCAGCUGGAGGGUAACGCCGGUUUCUCCAUCACGCACCGCCUGGCGCACCGCAAAGCCACUCAGGCCUUCCUCAAUGACUGGAUGCUGACGAAGGGCACCCACAACCCGCUGCUCACGCCCGAGGUGGCCGGGCUGCACGGCCCCCGGCCCCUAUGACAAAGAGCCUCCCUCUCCCUGCCCCGCUGCCCCGUUCCUGUCACCGAACCUCUGGCUCAGGGUGCCCCCCCGAGCCGGCAGCGCUGAGCUGUGGGGCAGAGCUGGGGUGGCACCCCCAGCACUUUGCCCCACGCUGCAGGGCCGGGGUGAGUUCUCAGGGCCAGCACCAGCCCUGCCCGCUGCCCCUGCCCUGGCACUGCUGCCCCCCACGCACUUUACGAGGAGCGGUUGGGGGCACGGGGCCGUCUCAGGAUCCCACCUGCCCUGUACCUGCGCUGGGCCCGGUGCCCUCUGCCCGCCCCGGGGACUCUGGGGGAGGGAGGGGGUGGAGGUUGCUGUCAAGUCCCUUCCCAGGCACCACGCUCAGGACUCUGCCCCUUCCCGUGGUGCCAGGGCACUGGCGCUGCAAGAAGAAUAUACCUCUGAUGUCUGUCCGUCUGUGUGACCCUCCGUCUGUCCCCGGGCCCUUCCUGCUGUCUUGUUGCCCCCCUUGUCUGCUGCCAGGACCAGCGUGGUGCUGAGGUUGGGCUGGGGAGUGCCAGGGUCACGCUGCCAUGGUGCCACCCAAGCCAGGGACACUCCACCCAUCCUGGGUGCUGGGCCUGGCGGGGAGAGGGCACAGGGUUGUUGCAGAAAGCUGCUGCUGAGGGGGUUUUGCUGUAAUUGGGGUGAAACUCGGAGGUUUCACCACCUCCUCCUUGGCUCCGGGUGGGGAGCGAGGCCUCGGGGUGCUGCUGGCAGGGGCUGAGGCACCAGGGCCCCUGUCCCUGUCACACAAGUGUUACUAUGCAAAGGCGGCCGGGGGGAGCAGUGCCUGGAGAGAAGCCAUGGCCCCAGCUGGGCUCAGCCACCCGGCACUGCCCUGUGGGCCCCCCAUGCCCCAUGCAGGGAGGGUGGGCAGCAGGUACAGACCCGGGGUCAGGGAGCAGUUCCCUGGAGCUACCACGAGUCCAUGAGCUGGGGAGGGGGUGGUUUUGGGGGAGAUGAGGAGAGCCCACUCCUCCAGAGGCUGUGGGAGGCAGUGAGCACAAGGCGAGGGCUGCACCUCGGGGUGCCACUGGCCCUGUGGGUGCUCCGAGGUGGGGGCUGAUCCUGGAGGGAGCUGCACCCCACGUUUUCAGGGCAUUGUGGCUCUCUGACAUGGUGUGUGUGUGUGUGUGUGUGUGUGUGUGUGUGUGUGUGUGUGUGUGUGUGUGUGUGUGUGUUUUGGGGUUCCCCUCUGUACCAUCUCCUGCCUGAGCUGUGUGGAUUUACAGCUGAGGGGGGGUGAUGGGCAAUGCUGGACCCUGUUCUGGCAGGGACCGUGCUGGGGGGUCCUGCACCCCAAACCCUGCACCAGCAGAGUUGGGCUGGGCAGGGGUGUGGGGGUCUCUGCCUGACCUGUC
Molecule: messenger RNA, 5181 nt
Organism: Pseudopodoces humilis (Tibetan ground-tit)
Lineage: Eukaryota; Metazoa; Chordata; Aves; Passeriformes; Paridae
Gene: CAPN15
Product: calpain 15
Biological process (GO): proteolysis
Cellular component (GO): cytoplasm
Molecular function (GO): calcium-dependent cysteine-type endopeptidase activity
Source: RefSeq, a predicted model, not a curated record